AUGGUGUCGAAAAAUGUUGCAAAUGCUGAAGUCCUACCAAUUGAGCAUAAGAAUGGGCCAUGGAUUCGCUUGCUUACAUUUCUACAAUGGUAUCCGAAGGGUAUGAGCAAUGCAGAAAAAAAACUGGUCCUGAAGUUAGACCUUUCAAUUUUGACAUUUGGCUGUCUGUCAUUUUUCACCAAAUACCUCGACCAACAGGCCAUCACCAAUGCUUAUGUUUCAGGGAUGAAAGAGGACCUGCACCUAACAGGAAAUGACAUCAACUACAUAACUAUCGCCUUCUGGGCCGCCUACUGCAUCUCCAUGAUUCCUGCCUGCUACUACCUCACCCGCAGCCGAAUAAACAUCGUCCUCCCCACGCUGGAAGUAGGAUGGGGACUAUUCACAUUUGGCUGUGCCUGGGCACAAAACCUCAGCACCAUCUACGCCAUGCGCGUGUUCGUUGGAAUUUGCGAGUCGUGUUCCUUUACAGGUGUCAUCUACGUUAUUGGAUCAUGGUAUAAACCAAAAGAGAUUGGACGCCGAGUUUCGCUUUUUUUUAUUGCCUCGCCGCUGGGAACGAUGUUUGCCGGGUAUUUGCAGACAGCUGCUUAUACCAAUUUGGAGAAUGUGCAUGGGUUAGAGGGGUGGAGAGGGUACAUCGCCUUUCCCGACGUCCCUCACCAUAGCAAACCUCGCUUCCUAACUGAGGAAGAACACAUCCUCUCCAACACGCGCCUAGCGGAAUUCACAAGCCCAAGCCAACUAAAAGUCUCCCGGGACAUUUUAAAACGCGUUCUCGGGCGCUGGCACUGGUACGUAUUCGUCUCGCAAUGGAUCCUCAUCGAUCAAAAUUUCCUCCCCUCUUCGACGCCAUUUAGUCUGUAUCUCAAGGCAAAGCCGAAUAUAUACUCCGUGUCAAGGAUCAACACGUUACCGACUAUCGCGACGGCAUUUUCGAUUGUGACUGCGUUGAUUGCGGGAGUGGUUGUUGAUCGGGCUGCUAAUUUUUGGGCUCCGUGUGUUGUGGCUACGAUGCCGGUGCUUGUGGGGUUGAUAUUGCUGGUUGUGUGGGAUGUUGGGGAAGGGGGGAGGCUGGCUGGGUUUAUUCUGACUGGUUCUGAGGGUGCGAUGAGUCCGUUAACGAUGAGUUGGGCAACAGUGGUCAUGGGCAACGACGCCGAAGAACGAGCCAUCGUCACAGCCAGUAUGAAUGCAAUCGGGCAGGCCAUGUCGGCGUGGACUCAGUUACUGCAGUAUCCAGCUGUUGAUGCACCGAACUUUCGAAAAGGAUUCAUCUCAAACUUGGCGACUAUAUUGGCCCAGUUGGUAGUUAUUGCAGUGAUUGCGUUGUUGUGUCGGCGAGGUAGUCAUGUACAUAGGGGGUAG
This is a messenger RNA of Aspergillus chevalieri, 1368 nucleotides long. RefSeq lists its product as uncharacterized. The transcript has 4 exons. Gene Ontology annotation, cellular component: membrane. Gene Ontology annotation, molecular function: transmembrane transporter activity. Lineage: Eukaryota; Fungi; Ascomycota; Eurotiomycetes; Eurotiales; Aspergillaceae. The record is from RefSeq and is a predicted model, not a curated record. Gene Ontology annotation, biological process: transmembrane transport. The coding region runs from base 1 to 1368 and encodes 455 amino acids.